Aspergillus costaricaensis CBS 115574 is the source of this 195-nucleotide messenger RNA. RefSeq names its product cytochrome b5-like heme/steroid binding domain-containing protein. Gene Ontology annotation, biological process: sterol biosynthetic process. Gene Ontology annotation, molecular function: heme binding. The transcript has a single exon. The record is from RefSeq and is a predicted model, not a curated record. NCBI's taxonomy places the organism in Eukaryota, Fungi, Ascomycota, Eurotiomycetes, Eurotiales, Aspergillaceae. The annotation marks the transcript as partial. Gene Ontology annotation, cellular component: intracellular membrane-bounded organelle; endoplasmic reticulum membrane.
GUCUACGAUGUGAGCAGCUACUUGGAUGAGCAUCCCGGAGGAAAAGACCUUUUGCUGGAUGUAAUUGGCACCGAUGCGACAGAGCACUUUGUUCAGGCGGGGCAUUCCGACGAGGCACAAGAUACACUCUCUAGUCUCGCUGUUGGCAGAGUCAAAGAUUACCAACACAAAAAUGCUCAAGAGACAAAGAGUGCU